Messenger RNA from Umbelopsis ramanniana AG, 885 nucleotides. RefSeq lists its product as uncharacterized. NCBI's taxonomy places the organism in Eukaryota, Fungi, Mucoromycota, Umbelopsidomycetes, Umbelopsidales, Umbelopsidaceae. Gene Ontology annotation, cellular component: nucleolar ribonuclease P complex; ribonuclease MRP complex. Bases 178 to 609 code for a protein of 143 amino acids. The record is from RefSeq and is a predicted model, not a curated record. Gene Ontology annotation, molecular function: ribonuclease MRP activity. Gene Ontology annotation, biological process: nuclear-transcribed mRNA catabolic process, RNase MRP-dependent; tRNA processing; intronic box C/D snoRNA processing. The transcript has 3 exons.
CCGCCAAUUGAUUCAACGUUUUGGAAUUAAUUUAUAUACAUUCAUUAGCAUCAAAGUGAUCUGUAAAUCUAUCAUCAACAAUGUAUUCUUAUCAUCAGUCAAAGAAUUGUCUUGUGAGCGUUCAAAGCUUGAAGUGAAUUUUUGGCCCUGGGUUGAAAUACCGCACGAAAACAGUCAAUGAGCGCGAGUGACUGGUGUAGAACUUGCUUUUUGCAACCGACCAUGACCAACAGUAAUGCCGUUUCCAAGCAUGCUGUUUGGAAAACUACUGUUGCCAUCAGUGAUUGGCAUUACGCCAAGUUCAUAGUAGCGUCAAAUGACAAGUUGACAGUCGCAAUCGAAGAACUGUCUGUUAGAAUGCAGUUGGCAAAGGCGUUAGAGGCUGGAUUUGGCAUCGUUGGGGCUUCUGCUCAUAUAGACAUCCUUCAAUGGGAUGAAGAAGCACACACUGGCAUAUUACGCAUCAGUCAUGAUCAGUUCACAACGCUCGUGAACGCAGUCAGCAUGGCGACAUUUAAGGUGGAUGGUAAAUUAUGUACCUUCCGUAUCAUCGACAACUCAGCACAUCUAUUAUCUUUGGCGAGUAACAGUCGUGAUUACAUGUUCUAAAUCCAAUGCUCUAAGAGAACUUCCUGCAUACUGCACUCUUCUGGGCGGCCGUUAUAUGCAACAGCAGUGACAGGUACACUUACCUACCAAUUCACCCCCUUGUUCAACUUCUUGGGCAUAUCCUGUACAGUAGACUGGAUGUUUGUGAAGCUACUUUAUUCUAUGUCUAACAACUAUAUUACAUCAAUGAAAGAAAUGGCUAUUUUGAGGCCAUACGAUAUUUAAACUUUUUGGUCCUUUUGUUUGGCAUCGAAGAAGCCAGCUGGAGGCUCCUCC